Messenger RNA from Closterium sp. NIES-65, 1578 nucleotides. Lineage: Eukaryota; Viridiplantae; Streptophyta; Zygnematophyceae; Desmidiales; Closteriaceae. The record is from the annotation of a GenBank genome assembly.
AUGCCGUUAUCCCAACACCCGCGCAGACAGCUACCCGGAAGCGAUCCCUCUUUGCCUCCCUCUCAGCUGUGUUGGACGCUAUUCUGGCCCUCUUCUCUGCUCGCCGCUGCUCUCGCACGCGUUCCUCCUCCAAUCGGCGCUUCUGCUCCUGCUCGGCGUCCUCUGCUUCCCUUCUCUCCGCCUUCUUCUACUUCCGCUCCUCCUCCUGAUGUUUCACCCUCUGCAGCCUCUCCGCGUCCUCUGCUUCCUUCCUCUUUGCUUCCUCCUCCUGACGCCGCUCCUCCUCCAGCUAUUUCUCCCUCUGCAUCCGCUAUGCGUCCUCUACUUCAAUCCUCUUUGCCUCAUCCUUCUUCCGCCGCUCCUCCUCCUGCUGUUUCUCCCUCUGCACCCGCUCUGCAUCCUCUGCUUCAAUCCUCUUCACCUCAUCAUUCUCCCGCUGCUCCUCCUCUUGCUGCGCUUUGCGUCCUCUGCUUCUUUCCUCUUCGCCUCCUCCUCCCGCUGCUCCUCCUCCUGCUGUUUCUCCCUCUGCACCCACUUUGCAUCCUCUACUUCAAUCCUCUUCGCCUCAUCCUUCUUCUGCUGCUCCUCCUCCUACUGUUUCUCCCUGUGCACCCGCUCUGCGUCCUCUGCUUCUUUCCUCUUUGCCUCCUCCUCCCGCUGCUCCUCCUACUGUUUCUCCCUCUACACCCGCUCUGCGUCCUCUGCUUCAAUCCUCUUUGCCUCAUCCUUCUUCCGCUGCUCCUCCUCUUGCUUUUUCUCCCUCUGCACCCGCUCUGCAUCCUCUGCUUCAAUCCUCUUUGCCUCAUCCUUCUUCUGCUGAUCCUCCUCCAGCUCAUCCCCUCCUUAAACUCCGCAAUCCCCGCCUUAAUCUCCUUCACCACCCCCCUCAUCUCCUUCAUCCCCUCCUCCAUCCCCUUAUGUCGCCGCUCUUCGUCCUGCUGUUUCUUCUUCUUCCGACGCUCGGUGUCCUUUGCUUCCUUCCUCUGCGCAUCUUCCUUUUUUCGCCAGUCCUCGUCUUGUUGUUUCUCCUUCUUCUAUCGGUUGACGUCCUCUACUUCCUUCCUCUUCGCCUCCUCCUUCUGCCGCCUAUCCGCCUCCUGCUGUCUCUCUUUCUUCUGCCGCUUGGAGUCCUCUCGCAGAACCGCUAUCAACCUCUCUACCACCUGCUUUAAUAUCUCAUCCUCAAUCUCCUUCGUACCCGCCUUCAUCUCCUUCUUCAUCACCUCCUUCAUCUCCUUCAUCCCCUCUUUCAUCUCCUUCUGCCUACGCUCAUCCUUUUGCUUUUUCUCCUUCUUCCGUCUCUCCGCGUCCUCAGCUUCCUUCCUAUUGGUCUCCUCAUUCCGCAGGCGCUCCGCCUCCUGCUGUUUCACCUUUUCACCUUCUUCAGUCGCUCGGACUCCUCUGCUUCCUUCCUCUUUGCCCCCUCCUUCUGCCGCCGCUCUUCCUCCUGGAGUCUAUCCCUCUUCCGCUGCUCGCUGUCCUCUCUCAGAACCACUAACAACCUCUCUUCCACCUCCCUUAACAUCCCCUCCUUCAUCUCCCCUCCCGAUUGGCGAACCUGAACUUUCACGCUUAUGA